Messenger RNA from Prinia subflava (tawny-flanked prinia), 4114 nucleotides. RefSeq names its product aprataxin and PNKP like factor (gene APLF). Lineage: Eukaryota; Metazoa; Chordata; Aves; Passeriformes; Cisticolidae. Gene Ontology annotation, biological process: double-strand break repair. Gene Ontology annotation, molecular function: 3'-5' exonuclease activity; DNA-(apurinic or apyrimidinic site) endonuclease activity. Bases 1215 to 2522 code for a protein of 435 amino acids. Gene Ontology annotation, cellular component: site of double-strand break; nucleus. The transcript is spliced from 8 exons. The record is from RefSeq and is a predicted model, not a curated record.
CGCGGGCCCGACGGCCGCCGCCAGGGCCGGGGUGGUUCGUGCCGCAGCCGAGGGGUUUAAAGGGUGGAAGGGGCGUGGAAAGCUGUGAGGGCAACGAGGAUGGUUGGGAGAGUGGAGCAUCUGUGGGCUUCGGCUGAGAGGGGACCUCGUUCAUGAGUGUAAAUAUCUGAGCGCCGAGAGGAUGGAGCAGGCUGUGCAGGCUGGUGCGGAGCAACAGGGCAAGAGGCAAUGGGCAGAAACUGAUGCACAAAAAUUCCUCCUGGAUAUAAGGAAGAACUUCUGUACCGUGCAGUGGCCGCACAUGGAACAGGUUGCGCAAAGGGGUUGUGGAGUCUCCCUCAGUGGAGAUGUUCCAGAACCUUCUGGACACGAUCCCGUGUGUUCUGGACCCUUCUGGAGCAGGGAGGGUCAUGCACUGCAUGACCCACUGUGGUUCCACUGAACCUCACCCAGUGUGGGAUUUGGUGGGCCCUGCAGAGCUGAACGGGUGAGGGCAGAGCUUAGCCUUUGGUGUUUCCCUUCAUAGGGCGACUGAGAGAAAGUUCAGCUGGUCAGUGUGCCGGCUGUGCAGUGCAGAAAGUUCUGGAAGAGUCGGCAGAGACCCCCCCAGUGCUGCUCUGCAGGGAAUGCUGCAGCAAUUACACUUGUUUUUCCCUAAUUAUUUGUGCUGGUGGAUAGAGAAGUGGAAAGGCGAUGUGUUGAAGGAAAAACAGGUGCAGUUUGGGUGUGCUUUCAUUACCUAAAAAGCUUUUUAGAUGUAGUGGGUCUGAACGGAGGCUUUUGAAACUAACAUGUGAGUAUCUAGUGUCACCUCAGUGCUGCAGGCUUGUAGCCUGUAAUGAGAACUCGUUGGGAAAUGCUUGACUCAUUGGACAUCUGAUCCUGAAAACUGCAUCUUAAAAUCAUUGCCUGGCUUUUAGGAUAGGAUCACAUUUUGGGGAGUUGUGCAGCUUUACCAUAAAGCAAAUUCUGAGAUGUAAUUUCAGCUUUCUCGAAGUUUUGUCAUGGCAGGAGCCAGUGUAAAUUAUGUACUUAAACCCCCAAAGACCACAGUCGUGGUCAGCAGUUACUGGAGAGUCUUUUGUUCAGAACCCUUUAGGUGUGAGGUAAAAGGAAGGUGCAUUUAUUUCCUCUGCGAGUCGAUGGUCAGUUUCAAACUGCAUUUGUUAAUGGCAAACAUUCAGACCAACUUUUGUGUUUGAGUCAAAAGUGCCAUGUUUUAUAUUUGUAGUGUGCGAGUAGCUGAAAUUGAUUUUGUUUUGCCAGAAAAAAGUCAGGAGGCUGAUGCAGGAGAAGCACCAACUGCUCAUGCUGUUGAGAUGUCCUGUAUCCCACUGUUGAUGGAACCAGCGUGCUCCAGCUCUGAGGCACAGGGAGCUGCAAAAAUGAGGAAUGAGAAUGCUGCCUCCAGGCUUUUGGUUCCUCUUUCUGAUGAUAAUGAACAGUCAAAAUCUAUUCAGAGAAAGAGAGUGCUUCCAUCUUGGAUGCUGGAGAGAGAUCUCCUGGUGCAGAGGGUUUCCAGGCCUGUCAUGACAGGAGGUAGUAGAAAGAAAAAAGGCCAAGGAGGGGGAGAAGGUCACAGUGAGUCAUUACAAUCAGAUGUACAGCAGAAAAAAAGAUCAGCUUCUGAAGGAACUAUAGAGGAUUUUGAAGGUGGAGAGCAAGAUCAAGGGAAAAGGAGCUGCCUUUCCAUCCCUGGUCCUGCAUCUCAGAAUACAUCUGGAUUUCCUCUUGAGACUACCAUGAGAGAUAUGGAAGGAAGUGACAAGACUGGAACAAAAAACCCUGGAAGUUCUCUGGAGAAAAAUGAUAGGCAGCUGCAUAGCAAAUGGUCCAAAAGAGUAGGUCAGGUCUCCAGUAAAGACAAUAGAAUUGAGGAAACAGAAAACAAAGAGCAGAUUACUGGUUCUGCAAGCCAACAAGCACACGGGGGCAGGACUUCCCAAUGCUUUGGUGCCCAGGAAGGGACUCUUGAGCCUGAUGCACAUCUGGACUUCAACACUGAGAUUUCUGAUUCAGCCAGAAGUGCAGAUGCUUCAGAAAGCUCCAGACAGAUGCAGCGUAAGAGGACACCUUGCAUGUAUGGAAGUGGCUGUUACAGGAAGAAUCCCGUUCACUUCCAGCAGUUCAGCCAUCCUGGUGAUGAUGACUAUGGUGACGUGGAGGUGGUGGCUCAGGGUGACAAUGACAGCCGGCCUGAGUGUCCCUACGGCACGGCUUGUUACAGGAAGAACCCCCAGCACAAGUUGGAAUACAAGCACAGUGCACCUCCAGUAACUGGGAGUGGAACACAGCGACAAACUUCAAGAAAUGGAAAAAGGGCUGUGAAGAAAGACGGUGUCAAUGAUGGGGCAGAUAAUGAAUAUGACCUCAGUGACAGCUUUAUAGAUGAUGAAGAGGAGGAGGAGUGUGAACCUACUGAUGAAGACUCGGACUGGGAACCAAGUUCAGAAGAAAAGGAUAACGAAGAUGUUGAGACGCUUGUGCAAGAAGCACGUAGAUUUGUUAGGGUCAAAAAAUAGCUGCGCAGAACAGCUUUAUGAAUGUCCAGUGUGGUUGUGGUAAAACAUGGUUGCACAAAGGAGAGGAAUUGUUGGAACUUUUUUUUCUCCGUGAUAUAGGCACUACAGGAAGAUAACAAUGGGGGUGAGGGGAUUCUGCAAUGCCUUUCUUGUCCAUAUGUAUUAUUUUGGGGCUGGUGUGGUUUGUUUUAUUCAGUCAUGGACCCAGAGGAGAGAGCUCUGAACAUUUUUUGGUUUUUUUUCUUUUUUUCUCUUUUUUUUUUCUUUUUUUUUUUGUAAUGCCAUUGGGAUUUCAUAUUUUGAAAUACAUUUUAAAGGUUGUUAAAACUUCAUCUUCCUGUGCUUGAAAGAAGUAUUGGCAGUAGGAAAGCCUAAGCCAUUUCUGUUGUUGAGUUAGUGCAGUUUUAAAUUUCAUUAUUCUGCUCUCAUCUUUCCCAGGCGUUGUUUUGUUGGUUCUCUUCAGGUACAGUAGUUAAAUACAGGUUGUCUAAAUCACUUGGGAACAGGAUCUCAGUGUAUUGAACCACUUGCUUGGCUCAACAACAAUUAUAGUGUUAUUUGCUCUAAUUACAACAGUACCUCUUUCUGUGUACAUCACUGGAAUUGUGUCCAAUUCUCAGCAAAGUCUUGAUGACUGUAUUUUUGCACAAUUAAACUUGUAACAUACAGUGGGAAAAGCAUGCAGCCGUGUCUGUGAUUUCUAAAGAUGUUGGAAGAUCUUCCCUCCAGUGUGUUCACUCCCUUGAGCUUCCUGGAAAGCAAGUUAAAAGGUUUUACUAUAUUUUGGGACAGAUGUCUGGAGCCCUGUGAAUUUGGCACCUUUUUUGGUUAAAGUCAUGAAGUUCUGUUCUUUUUCUCCAAGUCCAGGGAUUUAGUAAGGUCUUGGGUGAACAACAGUCUGUGUCAAUUAGUGGAAUUCCUCUGGAAUUUAUGGUUCCUUCCAUUGCUUCUUUCACCUGUCAGUGUCUGGCUUUGUCUACAAGCAGGCCCACAGAUCUAUAAAGACACAUCCCUCUUGUUCCUUUUGUUAUGGUGCUACGUGUGUUGUGUGCUGUCAUUCCUGUUUGUUGUCGUUUACACGUUGUAAAUGAACUGCAGAGCACGUGCUGCAUUGUAUCGUGGUUUCUUGUGUUGCUGUUGUAGCAUAUGGCACAGUAUUGCAUUGUAUUUUGCAUUGUGUGCAUUGUAGGGCUUUGCCUUUAUUGUCUUGUGUUCAUCAUACCCUGGAGGAGCCAGUUCUUUGCCACACCACAGGAUCCCUUUAAUGUUCUGCUCUACAGAAGGUCCUCCCCGUGCCACCCUCAGGAGCCCACAGUUCUUCACAGUGCCACCACUCAGGAGCCAUUUAGCCUGCAGCCCCACAGAAACCCUUCUCCUUGACCCUCAGGAUGCAUUUGCCAUGAGGCCCAGCUCUUUUUGGAGUCUUACAUUGAAUUAUCUUGGAUUCCUUCACCACUCUGCCAUCUAACUCUUACUGGAGUUGCUAAUCACAACCUCACAGAGGAGUGCUUGACUGCAUGUUGCUUACUGAGUUAUUUUUGGGGGAGUGUCACCACAUGGCCCUGGAGGGGUUCUUCACACCUUUUUGGUGA